Moneuplotes crassus is the source of this 1064-nucleotide messenger RNA. NCBI's taxonomy places the organism in Eukaryota, Ciliophora, Spirotrichea, Euplotida, Euplotidae. The record is from the annotation of a GenBank genome assembly.
AUGGAAAGAACUAAAGCUGGUCAAUCUGGAGGCAUCGAUAUAUUCAUACCAAAGUUAAAUAGGCUCUCAAAAAUAGCUAGACCUAAGAGUGAAGUCAAAAAAUCAAUGCUUCACAAAGGAGCAGUUACAAAGUCAAAGGAAGCAAAACUUAAGAAAUAUUUUAAAAUUACAAGAGAUAUUAACCCUGAUUGACCUCUUGUACCAGGGAUUUAUUCGCUGUAUGCUCUUGCUAAACUGGCUAAAUAAACAAGUUGUCAAAGCAAUGAUGCCUCCUACGGUGUUAUUAGGGUUCAACCAUGAUAAUAUGUUCAUAUACACUUCAGCAGCUACAAAAUGACUUACUGUCGAGAAUAGACCAAUGACUCCAAAGCUGCUUACACAUUAUGUAAAAACUUACAUGGAUAGAAAAUAAUGAUGAAGAAAGUAAAGGUUUGAACAAUUCAAUAAAAAUGAGCGUCUACCCAAAAUUUGUGUUAAAAUACAGCACGUAUGAUAAUUAGUUUUCCUUCAACUCAAUCAAUCAUGGUGUUCUAUAAGAUUCAAGAUCUAUGAACUCACGCUCUCGAGUACUGGGGUAAGUUCGAUAUGGCUAUUCAGCCUUAUAUUAUCUGCAAAUCAAGAAAGGCUUCUCUGCUUCGUUAUGAAGUUUACAAAGAGAAUAUGGUAAAAGCUCAUGUUCUCUCGAGUGAUUAUGACAUCUCUGAACUACCUUAUCUCCCCAAAGACGAGAUACUCAAUGUACGGAAUGAUUACAUUUACCAAAGGAGGGGAAACUCCGAAAAUGAGAGAGAAAGAUCAGAUAUUCCUUUAAGCCAAGCUCCAAACAGCGAUCUCAUCAAUUACUUUUGAAUCACCACUCAAAGUAAUAUCCCAAAAGUGGCAAUCACUUCUUGUCGGCCUUUGGCUUAUCCAAACGCUGAGUCAAUGUCAACCAGGCUAGUAAACUCCCUCAACUCAAACUAUCUCCACAAGAAAUUUCGUGCGAAUUCCUGGAUAAUAGGCAAGCUCUAUGCUAACCUGUAGACUUUAUCGAGUCAAUCGAUGGAAUAACAUACUUUCUCCAA